Eublepharis macularius is the source of this 597-nucleotide messenger RNA. RefSeq names its product cytochrome c oxidase subunit 5B, mitochondrial. The record is from RefSeq and is a predicted model, not a curated record. NCBI's taxonomy places the organism in Eukaryota, Metazoa, Chordata, Lepidosauria, Squamata, Eublepharidae. The transcript is spliced from 4 exons. Gene Ontology annotation, biological process: mitochondrial electron transport, cytochrome c to oxygen. The coding region runs from base 74 to 481 and encodes 135 amino acids. Gene Ontology annotation, cellular component: mitochondrial envelope.
AGUUCCGGUUCAGAAGACGGAAAAGAUCCUGUUAGGGGCGGCCGCUUCCUCGCAGUUCUCCCUCGGUCUUGCUAUGGCGUCAAGGUUACUCCGUUUGUGCGGCGCCCUUCGGGGUUUGAGCGCCGGCCGAAAUUCCCUUGGCUCGGCUGGCUUUGGCCCGUGGCGUCUGACGGGGGCCUCUCGCUCUCUAGCGGUUGGAGGUAUCCCAACUGAUGAAGAACAGGCUACAGGACUGGAGAGAAAAGUCUUAAAAGGUUUGGAAAAGGGGCUGGAUCCAUAUAGCAUGCUUCCACCUAAACAGCAUGCUGGAACAAAGGAAGAUCCCAACAUAGUCCCUUCAAUCAAUGAUAAGCGGAUUGUUGGUUGUAUUUGUGAAGAGGACAACAGCACUGUGAGCUGGUUUUGGCUGCACAAGGGAGAAGCCCAACGCUGCCCUUCUUGUGGGACACAUUAUAAACUGGUUGCACAUGAGCUGCCAUGAUUUGAUUCUAGAGCCUGCAGUGUGCUUUAUUUACUCAAGAUGGGACUGACCAGUCCUCUAGUUCUUAAGGGAGUGUACCAUGUUCUAUACACCAAAUAAAGUCUUUUGACUCCUUA